GAUAGCUCCACUUUGUCUCUCUGUGUCAGUGUGUAUUAAUGCCUGUGCAUGUAUGUGUGUGUGUGUGUGUGUGUGUGUGUGUGUGUGUGCAUGAAAUGAACCACUGACCUGAGCUACAACUUAAAUACAAUGUCCCUGAAACUACCUCGCAACUGGGACUUCAGCACCCUCAAGGCUGAGACGAGUCGCAUAGCGCGCUCCAGGAGUGUGAUGCCUGGAGAGGGAGGCUCCAGCCCCGGCUCGCCGCGCUCCUCCAGGUCCAUGGAGCGGCCGCUGAAGGCCGGCUGGCUCAAGAAGCAACAGAGGUCUCUGGUGAAGAACUGGCAGCAGCGUUACUUUGUGCUGAGGGGAAGCACGCUGACCUACUACAAAGAUGACAGGGAGAAUACUGUCCAGGGAAUCAUCCAGCUACGACACACCAAAGUUAACGAACUCCCUCCAAACUCUGACGACCCCGCAAAGUACCUCUUUGAGAUCAUUCCACGUUCGACUGUUGACAGAGUGCGCUGUCCAUAUGUGUUCAUGGCAAACUCCCAGAGUGACAUGGAGGAGUGGGUCCGAGCUCUGCGCAGAGUCGUCGGAGUACAGACGAGUGGAGUGUUUGAAAAGAGUCUCAUCGACACGGUGACGUAUGAGCAGCGCUUCGGGCCUCGCAUGGUGCCGAUCUUGGUGCAGAAGUGUGUGGAGUUCAUUAAAGAACACGGGCUGGAUGAAGAGGGCAUCUUCCGCCUGCCUGGACAGGACAACGCCGUUAAACAGUUCAGGGACGCCUUUGACGCCGGAGAGAGGCCGUCCUUCCCCAGUGACACAGAUGUCCACACAGUGGCGUCACUGCUCAAGCUGUACCUGCGGGAGCUGCCAGAGCCUGUGAUUCCCUGGACUCAGUACCAAGACUUCCUGGACUGUACCAACCUGCUGGACUGCAGCAGCACAGAGGGUUGGGACAUGUUGGAGAAACAAAUCUCUCUUCUCCCCAGAAUCAACUACAACCUUCUCAGCUACGUGUGUCGGUUUCUGUUUGAGGUGCAGCAGCACUCAAAGGUGAAUAAGAUGAACGUGGAGAACUUGGCCACAGUGAUGGGGAUCAACCUGCUCAAACCUCAGAUAGAAGAUCCCAUCACUGUGAUGAAGGCGACUCCUCAGAUCCAAAAGUUGAUGACGGUGAUGAUCAGACAGCACGAGAAGCUGUUUCCUCUCUCCAAAGACGUGCUCCCCUCCCCUCCCUCCAAAAAGGCCGAGAGCAAGAAGAACACUCCCCGCAGCUUUGUGGGCUGGGAAUCUUCAGAGAUGGGCGAUGCAUCUCUGUCGGAGUCUCCAGAGGAGGAAGAGGACACUGACAGUCCAGGCCCAGACAGAGGGAACCGCAACCCCCAAACCCUCCAUCCAGAUCAUCUCUCUGCUACAACAGACGACUGGCCUGGAAAUCCCCGCAAACGCACCCAGACCCUGCCCACCUUCAACUGCCCCCUCACUGGAAUGGCAGCUAAGGCCGGCGCUAUAAACCGGUGGAGUCGCAUUCAGGAGGGCGUGGAGGAGAAGAGCGGGACACUGUCAGAGGACAUUUUUAAGAUCCUGGACCUGCGGAGCUCCAUGUCAUUGUUCGGGGGGUCCCACGCGAGUAACAAGAAGGGAGGCGAUGAACCCACAGCCAGCAGAGAAAGUGACGGCACGGGUUCUUCAACAGCUGGUUCCCAAAUACCUGUCGUCAGUGAGCCCCAGACCGUCCAGGUGCCGUCCAGUCACAAGAGUGCAGAGCUCCUGACAGCGGGAGGUUCAGGUCAGCAGGUCAACAGCAAGUCUGAGCUGAAGAAAGACAGCCAGCCACUCGUCGACAGUGUGCAGCUGGAGAACAAGGAGCUGAGGGCCACAGUGGCGGAGCUCCAGUUGGCUCUGGAGAAGGAGCGCCACCGUGUGUCCGCUCUGGAGAUCUGCCUGGGAAAUGCCGAGCGCACUCGAGACGAGGCCCAGAGACGCAACGAGGAGCUGCAAAGAGAAAUUCAGCAGUUCCUGUCUGGGAGACCACACGCUCCCACCUAAUGGUCGUUUUCAGACUCACUCGUGUACCGAGUCAUGACCCCAUUCAUCUCAACGGAGCUUACUUUACAUGAACUGAUCAUGAAAUGGUCUUAGGUUGUUUUCAUCUGAGCUCUGUUUGGUUCUAAAGAUAAUUUAUUGGCUUUAUGAGACUUUCAAGGAGAGAUGUGAAUAGGUUUUGAAUGCAGAGGGGACACCACUGAGAUGUUAUGCUCUCUUUGAUCAGAGCAUAACUGGACUGUACAAAUACCACCUUUUAAAUGGAGUAAAUAAUUACUUUGUCAUUUAUAGUGGUACAUUACGAAAGUUUAUUUUUGUUGAUGCAUAAAAUAAGUUCACAUACACACAAACCUUUGGUGAUGUCCAACUUUUUUCGGUGAAUGACUUUAAAUAAAAAGUCAUUUACCUUAAAAAAAAAAAAAGUGUGGUCUUCUGUGAGCUGUUGUUGUAACUAGUGGUUACUAUAGAGUUUACUGUUGUUUUCAAUCAUUUCAGGACCGAUAUCUGCACCAACAAGGGAACUGAUGCUCACUGGGUAGUUUCUCUUUUUUUUAACCAAUACCGUGAGUGGGGAGUGUUAUUUAACUGGCCGGCCUUGGUGUGAGAGUGGGUGUCAGCCAAUCAUUGGAGUGUGAUAAAUAGAUUGCGGUAAGCUGAUUACAGCUUGGGCAUAUAUGACUUCUGUGUUCUGCAUGAAAUAAUGCAAGGCUUGUGCACAUAUGCAAAUAAAAAAACAUGCAGAAAAAGAACUCAAAUAUUCUAUUAUUUCUUAUUUGUCAAAGUUUACGUAAAACCUGUUCUUUGUUUGAUUAGUGGUUGUCAGUAAUGAUGGUGACAUUAGACCACAAGAAUCCAGAAGUAUGGCUGUUUACUAGCGUUAUAAAUCAAGUGACAGACUUCCAUACAAACAAGAGUUCUUUUUUGCCCUCUAGUGGCUUUUCAAUAUAUUUUUAUUCAUGGUAGGCUUCAGGAAGAAUCCUGACGACUGCAUCCUUUUUUAUUUAAGGUCUAUGGCACAUGUGUCAAACUCACAUCUGGCCUACUGUUCAGUUGUAUUUGGCUCAGGACAUAAUAUUUUCUAGAUACUGUAUGUGAUGUCUUUCCUGCUCCUCCAAUCAAACACUUAUUAGUACCACACACAGUUACCUCACCUGUAUAAAGAAAUCAAAUGUGGACACAGAGCCAGAACCAGAUAGGGGUUAAAGAGGCUCACCCUCACAUUUGUGCUUUGCUCUCUCUCGUUUAGCUUCAUAUGUCUAGUAAAAGUUAUUUAUAGCGUACAUACAUGAAACCCUUACAUCUAGAGUAAGUCAGAUAUUUGGAGCCAAAUGAAAAUAAGUUAAUGCCAACAAGUGAUGGCACGUUUACACUGAUACAUCAGGCCUGUAGUAUGGUCUACAGCUGUGUCCUCUGUAUCAAUGAGUUUAAAUAAACACGGAGAAACCAUCUCGACUUCAUCACACUGUGUUGCCAUUAGGGAUGAGAAUCGGUAUCGGUCAGUAUUGGUAUCAAAACCACUAGAUCGGAUAUUGGGAGAGAUAGAAAUGUAAAA
Molecule: messenger RNA, 3586 nt
Organism: Solea solea (common sole)
Lineage: Eukaryota; Metazoa; Chordata; Actinopteri; Pleuronectiformes; Soleidae
Gene: arhgap25
Product: Rho GTPase activating protein 25
Exons: 11
Coding region: 130-2037 (635 amino acids)
Biological process (GO): actin filament organization; activation of GTPase activity; negative regulation of small GTPase mediated signal transduction
Cellular component (GO): phagocytic cup
Molecular function (GO): GTPase activator activity
Source: RefSeq, a predicted model, not a curated record